CAACUCACGCCCUGACCGUACUAAAACAAAGACAUAACAAAGGAACUAAGGUCAGAACGUGACACUCUCUCCAUUCAGUUCCCCUCUAGACCAAUCAUAUGCUUCAAUGUGCUGCGGUUCACAGUGCUGUGGCAAGGUACAGUUUAGAUCUCCAGGGACCGGUAGAAACGGUUGGAGACGGUGGGGGCAAGAUACAUUUGACAAACUCACUUGUUGUGCAAUUAAACUGAACGUCUUCACUUCAGAUCCACAUGUUAGCAACUCGUACAAACUUAUGUAAACCUCACACAUCUGUACACACACUGCACAAGAUACAGUACAUUCUUAAUAAAGACAUCCUCCAACAAUUUCAGAGUUGAAAAUUGAAAUCCCAAGUAUAAGUACAGUAAAGUCCACACACUAAAGAGGGAAGAACUUCAAGGAGUUGGACUGAUGGGAAGUUGUGAUGUCAUCAGCCUCCCCCCCGAGCUUGAGGAACAAUAGAGGAGCAUUAGAGAAUAAAAGAGGAAAGGCCCAACCCCCCACUUGUGUUAUGUCAUAACUUACCUUGAUCUAUUAUUGAGAUGUACCUUUUGUUAAGUAAAUCAGGUGUUAAAUAAGGUGAAAAGUAGACUGGAGUGCCACUUUUUAAAGCGACAACAUUCAAUAGUCCACUGAGCAUCGGGCUUGUAGAGAUAAGUGACUUUGCAUUGGGCUGAUUACUGCACCUUGUCAUCAAUGACCUCAAAUACUGAUCUGCACCAUUGUGCAUUUGCACUAUGCACACCUCAACAUAACACUGUAUAUGCACUGCUGAUAUUUGCCACGGCAACAACACUCCCUCUGCUUGUACAGUCUCUUCCUCAUUCCAUUCUCAGUGCAUAUCGGUUUGAAUUCCCUCCUCCACUUGUUUGACCUAUACUUGUUUGACUCGUUCAACAACUUUAAAGAACCUUACCUUAUUUUGCUUAGCGAAAGGAAAAGUCUGUCAGACUCACUUGAGAUAUAGAAACCUGCUAAGUGAAGGCUAUUGGAAAAUAGUGAACACUCAAAUGGCCAAACUGUCUGUCUUGUUUUUUAUUUUGUUUUAUACCAUUGGCAAUGCAGGUUCAGGAUCACAUUCUCUGUGGGCACUUGCAACAUAUAUCAACGGAGAGACACCUUUCCCUGAGUUUACGGUUGUGGUGAUGUUGGAUGAUGUUCAAGUGGCUUACUAUGACUCCAACAUGAAACACUUCAUCUACAGGGUAAAUAACACCCCUAACAAAAUGCAUGAUGACGAAGCUCAGGAUGGAGCUUAUGUAUUCGGAAUUAUAUACCAGAGCAUGAAAGAGAGAUACUUUCACCUAAAGCACCACUUGAAUCUCACCGAAGGUGUUCAAGUUCAGCAAAGAAUGUCUGGAUGUGAGAUGUUGGACAAUGGUGAACCAGCACUGAUCAUGUUUAAGGAGACUUUUAAUGGCAUUUUUGUAGAUCAUGCGAUAUAUAACAGCAUGACACAUUUUACAUACGAUUCUGGGACACUACUUGUAGGAUAUUAUGGGAUAAGGCAAGCAUAUGAAAAAGCACUAUUUGAGAACGUUUUACUUCCCAUUUGCAUCAAAUCACUGAAGAGAUUCCUGAAGAGAGAGAAGAAUGUUGUGAUGCGUAAAGUUCCUCCCAGACUCAGGUUGAUAAAGAAAGAGGUUUCUGGAGGGUUCCAGGUGAGCUGUCUGGCUUUUGGUUUCUACCCCCGCCAUAUCAACAUGACCCUGCUGAGAGACGGCCAGCCAGUGGCAGAACAGGAUCUGACAGGGGGGGAGGUGCUGCCUAGUGGAGAUGGGACCUACCAGCUGAGGAAGAGUCUGGAGGUCAGUACUGAGGAGCUAAAGAAGAGACAUAACUACACCUGUACUGCCUCUCACCUCAGUCUGGACAACAAGCUUGAUGUCAGUUGGGAGUCUGGUGCAGAGAGAGUUCACCUAUCCACCCUCUCAGUUCUACUGGUUAUGCUGCUGAUUGUUAUUCUAUUGGGCAUGUUCAUUUGUGUUAUGAGGUGGAGAUGCACUGCCUCCCAUCUGGAACUCUCACUGCAAAAGCGUGAGAGGAAAUGAACCUUUCUUCAGAAUCCCGAGACCUAAUAAAAUGUUGGGACACUGAUGUAGCUUUGUCAGUUCAGCUCAAUUCACAAUGAAAAUAUGACUGCCUGCCAGAGCACCUAUGAAGGCAAGUGUGAAUUAUUCUGCUAUUGUCAGUCAGUCUUCCCUUCCCCUCAACAAAGGACUGUAAAGGAUCAGUUUGGGGAGACUGUUGACAAAAACAAAUAUCAGGGCAUGAAGGUAAUAUGGUAGUUAAUUCAUUAUGUAAUUUGUCAUUUCUAAUCAUGACUAUUCAUUAAUUUCACAAUGCACUCUAUAUAAGUUCUGUAUUAGCUGAUAUCCAGUAUCUUAACCAGAAGGAGAUCAUGUAAUCAUGUGUAUGAGGUCUGUUUAUUAUUGGAAAGACUUUACAGAGUCUCUGUGUUGUAUGUAGUGUAUGUAACCCCCAGGCUGUACAGUAAUACCUUUAUUACAGACAAUAACAAUGACUAUGUCAUUCAUUCAUGUUAAUUAUAUACCUUAACUUCUCUCAGGAACUUGUUUAUCACUCUGGAAGGAAGAAAUCUGACCCUCUAUUUCACUCCAGUUUAAGACUGUCAUGAGGAUUAAUCUAAGGUGAAUGUUGUAUGCAUCAUAAACAAUGAAACUGUUUUAUGUUAGGGAGAGGUUACACCUAUCCACCCUCUCAGAUUCUUCAGACCAGAGUCUUCAGAUUCUCAGACCAAUAAAAUGACUGCCCACACUAUUAUUAUUAUUAUUAUUGUUAUUGCAGUAUUACAGAUGAAGGAUCUUAAUUUGAGCCAGUUUGCUACAGCAGGAAAACAAUGCUGCAGCAACAGCAAAUGAUAAUUAUUAUGUGGAUUACUUUUGAAGGGGUUGAUACAGUUUUCGUCAAGGAAGUCUGAAAUUUCAAAGCGGAAAAUACAACUUUCAGAAUUCUUUUUAACCUCAAACCUUCACCUGAAACAGGGUGAUCAAAUGAAGAUCCUACAUCUGUAUUGCUGACACAAAAUGUGCAAAAGAUUUUGUUAUUGUCAGUCGAUUUCCCUGCCCCUCAACAAAUUACUAUAAAGGUUCAAUUUGUGGAGACUGUUGACAACUAUAAAUAUCUGGGCAUUUGUCCAAAUCUGCAUUUAUAUAAAUUCAGCAAAAAAA
Oncorhynchus kisutch (coho salmon) is the source of this 3212-nucleotide messenger RNA. Its product is annotated as major histocompatibility complex class I-related gene protein-like. Bases 1032 to 2072 code for a protein of 346 amino acids. Gene Ontology annotation, biological process: immune response. The record is from RefSeq and is a predicted model, not a curated record. NCBI's taxonomy places the organism in Eukaryota, Metazoa, Chordata, Actinopteri, Salmoniformes, Salmonidae. Gene Ontology annotation, cellular component: external side of plasma membrane. The transcript has 2 exons.